Molecule: messenger RNA, 2085 nt
Organism: Mesocestoides corti
Lineage: Eukaryota; Metazoa; Platyhelminthes; Cestoda; Cyclophyllidea; Mesocestoididae
Source: the annotation of a GenBank genome assembly
AUGGCCGGGAAUCCUGAGUCAUUGGAAAACAUGAUAACCGAAGUGACGAGCCCUUUGGCAACGCAUAUUGAUUUGAAUGCAUUCAAGAAAAUUUACGACCAAAUCAAUGCCGAAGCAAACGCUCCCGAAACUGCUCUGAGACUUCUCGCUCACAAAGUUCAGUCGCCCCAAGAGAAGGAGGCCAUGAGCGCUCUUGUGAUAUUGGAUCUCUGCGUUCAAAACUGUGGAUCACGCUUUCACGAUGAACUUGGUAAAUUCAAGUUCCUCAAUGAACUCAUUAAAGUCUUAUCGCCUAAGUAUCUCGGAGAGUCUACUUCUCCUGCUGUUCGCGAUAAGUGCAUUAUGUUGCUGUUCACGUGGCAGCGAGAUCUAGGACAGAAGUACCCGAAAAUACGCGAAGCAUAUCAAAUGCUGAGGACCCAAAAUAUUAUCACAGAAGAUCCUGUCAUUCCAAAUGAGGCAGAAACUAAUUUAGAGUAUCUCCAACGAAUGGCUAACAGAACUGAUAUUUUUAAGAACAGUCGACAUAGCGCCAAACUCCUUCGACUACUCAAAAGCCGCAAUCCAGAUGACUAUCGAGAGGCGAACGCAAUCAUCAAGAGUAUCGUCAGUGAGGAGGACGCCCGUGUUGAGAAGCGAUCCAAACGAGCCCUCGAACUGGAGACCCUACGCAGCAACGCCGAUCUGUUGGAGGAGAUGUUGAAGUGCCUGGGGCCUGGCGAGCCGUCGCCCUCAGACGCUGAUGUCAUGGAGGAAAUCGUCGCUAACAUCAAGCGAUCUCGUCCCAUCAUCUUUGAAUUGGCACUGACAGAUGAAGACCGCGAGGAAGGGUUCUUGGGCAAGUUUUCGUCUUUGGUGCGAUUCGUCAGAGCAUCCACAGUGUUGGAGCGUUACGAGGUGAUCGUCCUCCACCAGCCUCCCUCCACCGUCAGUGAUCCUGCAGCUCCGCCGCCUCCUCCGCCUCCACCACCUCAGGAGAGCCAGCCACCGGACCUGCUGCAGCUGGUGCCCGAGGCGCACCAGGAUCUGCUCACGCAUGACCUCCUCAUGCUCGGCAUCAGCGAUGCUGAGGCACCGGCGGUGCCGGAGGUGGCCUCAGAUCCUCCGCCGCCACCGCUGCUGCAGUCCUACUCCUCGUCGAAUGCCGAUCUCCUAAGCGACCUGCUGUGUGUGGCGUCUCCUGCGUCGCCAAGUCCCUUCGGCUCUGUUUUGCGUGUCAACGUUUAUGAGGCUUUCGUGCAACCGAACGCGCUCGCAUCGGUGUGUGCCUUUCUCAUUCAAAUCUGCCCCCCCCCCCACCGUCCCUCCACUGCUUUCUUCCACAAGUUUGUCGUUUGUUUUGUCGAAUUUACGCUUGAGACUGUAUUUCGUGCUUUGAUCACUGCAGUCAUUCCCGCGACUACUACUGAAUCGGUAAAGAUCCCAACUGAACCGCCGCAGCCAAGGUCUUCACCGCUCAUCAAUACCACCACGACGCCGGCGUUGGCAACUCCCGGCGGGGCCUUGCGGCAGCCCGCUUCAACUUCGUCCGGCUUGGAUGAUCUCGACGCUGUAAGCCAGGAGUUGCUUGGUUUGAUGACACAAUCAGGUAGCGGUGGGCCGCGUUCUGCGUCCCUCAAUUCUCUCUUACGAGACCAAUCGCCACGCAAGCCCGAUCCUCUUCCGCCGCCAACGCCGCCGGCAACCAACAGUGCCCCUCCUGCCCUCACCUCCCUGCCUGACCUCCCUCUGUCCGCCAUAAAGCCGCACCCGCGGCACACCCAACCCCUCUGUGUGUUCCCUUCGCCCACGGACGAGGAGGCCUCAAGUCAACCCGAGGUGGUUCUGCACUUCACCGCCAACCGGCCUGGUCCCUCCGUGUCCGUCUUCGUUGCCCCGUUGAAGUUGCGCCAGUUGCCCGCCUCAACGACUAGUCUUCCGGCGUUUUGUCCAUUUCUCCCGCCGAGUCCGGCCCAGCAGAUUAUCUACAUUCAACGACCACUGGAUGCCGAGAUCGCGACAGCUAAGGUGAAAUUCCAAAUCGCCUAUACCUUGGACGAUGAAAACGUUCUAGAAUCAGGUGUGGUGACAGUUCCACUUGACUAA